GGGAAUAGCUAUUGUUAGCUGUGUUUUGGUUUGCCAUGAUGGCUUUGUUUAAUGAGAGAGGGUUUGGGUUGUAUUUUGUGAUAUUGGUCGGUCUUAUAGCUGGGGAUAUGUCCCAGUUUUAUGAGUUUUCUUAUGAUUGUUUUCAGUAUCAUGUUGAAGUGAAUUUUCAAGGUGUCCAUGGCUGGAAUAUUAGUGUAUUGGAUUACUCUGAUAUGGCAACCCCACUCUCUAGGGUGUCUCCAAAUUGUGGUUUGAUCUCGUAUGGAAACAGAAAUGAAGGCUGGCUGAUUGUUUUGUCCACUUAUACUGGUUGCUAUGUUCAGGAGAAUUUUCCCCAAGGGAUAACCCUGCUGUUUGAACUGCGGUCCCUACAAAACCCUGAGAAAAGGAAAGCUACUGUAGAGUGCAAUGACUGGCCACCACAGCGAGGGGAGAUGGCAGACUCUGCAUCUCGCCACUGGAGGCGAAUUAACUUAAAGCAGUCAGCUGAUCAGUAUGAAGAUAAAAUGUGCUCUAUCCCUCCAAGCAGAAGAGUGUCCUGUGGCUCUGCUGACAUCACUGAGAAUGCCUGUCUAGAGUCUGGAUGUUGCUAUGCACCUCAAGAUACACAGACACCAUGCUACUAUGGGAUAACUGGCUGCACAAGCAAUGGCUUCUUUACCAUUGUUCUUCAAAAGGAGCUAACCAAGCCGGACCUGGACCUGAAUUCGGUAUCCUUGGCAAACCCUGUAGGGUCACAAUGUUCACCAGUGUUCUCCUCCACAGACAUAAUGGUCUACAAGUUUCCUGUUUCCGAAUGUGGUGCUGUGAGAAAGACUGAAGGCAACAAUGUAAUGUAUGAAGUGAACAUAUUGGCAACAAAGGAGCUUCUUGUAGGGCGUGCUGGGACUAUCACCAGAGAUGGUGACUUUGGGAUGACUGUAACCUGCACUUACAAUGGAAGUCAAGCUCUGGCUCUGCAGGUGACUGUCCACACUAUGGCCCCCCCUCUCCCUGCAACUGAUGAGGGUUCAAUGAGACUGGAGUUGAGGAUUGCUAAAGAUGUUGGUUAUAAUACUUGGUAUGUUGCCAAAGACUAUCCGGUCCUAAAGUUCCUCAGAGACCCUAUAUAUGUGGAGGUUCAAAUCUUGGGUCGAACUGAUCCUUCUAUUGUAUUGGUACUAGAGGAAUGUUGGGCCACUCCGUCUGCAGAUCCAAAUGACAACAUCUUCUGGAAUCUUCUUGUAGCAAGCUGUCCUUAUACUGGAGACAACUACAUAACUGUCAUGCAUCCUGUAGAUGCUGGAUCUGGGCUUCAGUUUCCCACUCAUCAUAAAAGGUUUGAGCUGAAGACCUUUGUGUUUUUGGACUCCACUGCAGUGCCCCUGAGUGGCAAUGUGUUUAUCCACUGCAGUGCUACAGUUUGUCACCCAAGUAGUAGAGAUACCUGUACUACAACUUGUCCACCAAGGUACAGAAGAAGUGUGAAUCAUUUGAGCAUCGUGGACAAUGAGGAGGCUGUGGUAUCUUCAGGCCUUCUGAUUCUCAGACAACCAGAGCUUAAUCGUUCAGCUGACCGAUAUGACAAAGGCAUGUAUUCUGACCUGAUCCUGCAGAAAAAAGAGGCAGAAUCUACAACGGUGCAUGCUCCCCCUGCCCAAGAAGAAAUGGCAGGACCUGCCAUAUCUUCCAUUCAGGAAACUUCCAGCUUGGGUGUUCCAGCUACAUACAUCUGGAUUUCAGCAGCCUUUGUAUUUACUGCUUGCCUGUGUGUUUUAGCAGUGGUCUCUGUCCACAAAUGGAUAAAGAAAAAUGCUGUAAAGUGUCAAAACUGCUCUUGAGAAAUAAAAAUACUAAAAUUUGA
Messenger RNA from Protopterus annectens (West African lungfish), 1843 nucleotides. RefSeq names its product zona pellucida sperm-binding protein 4-like. Bases 36 to 1820 code for a protein of 594 amino acids. Gene Ontology annotation, molecular function: structural constituent of egg coat; acrosin binding. The record is from RefSeq and is a predicted model, not a curated record. The transcript is spliced from 12 exons. Gene Ontology annotation, cellular component: egg coat. Gene Ontology annotation, biological process: binding of sperm to zona pellucida; prevention of polyspermy. NCBI's taxonomy places the organism in Eukaryota, Metazoa, Chordata, Ceratodontiformes, Protopteridae.